Miniopterus natalensis is the source of this 1231-nucleotide messenger RNA. It is a transcript of the gene UFM1, whose product is annotated as ubiquitin fold modifier 1. Gene Ontology annotation, cellular component: cytoplasm; nucleus. The record is from RefSeq and is a predicted model, not a curated record. Gene Ontology annotation, biological process: protein K69-linked ufmylation. Lineage: Eukaryota; Metazoa; Chordata; Mammalia; Chiroptera; Miniopteridae.
CCCCGCGGUGGUGGGCGAGAGGCUGCCUGCAGGGAAUGAUCACGGGAGAAAUUGCCAUCUCUGCGAAAAAGUACUCAAGGAGCGCGGGAGAGCUCGGCGUCCGGAAAUACUUCCGUUGAGGGGGUGCCACCAAGACUCAUCCCACAGCUCUGCAGUCACCCCUUGCCGAGUGGGGAGGACACCUCCGGCCGCCGCGGCGGAAGUGGGACUCCCGGGGGACGCCGGCCCGCCGCCCAGGCCGCCUCCACCAUGUCCAAGGUUUCCUUUAAGAUCACGCUGACGUCUGACCCGCGGCUGCCGUACAAAGUCCUCAGCGUUCCCGAAAGUACACCUUUCACAGCAGUCUUAAAGUUUGCAGCAGAAGAAUUUAAAGUUCCUGCAGCCACAAGUGCUAUUAUUACCAAUGAUGGAAUAGGAAUAAAUCCUGCACAGACUGCUGGAAAUGUUUUUCUAAAGCAUGGUUCAGAACUACGAAUUAUUCCUAGAGAUCGUGUUGGAAGCUGUUAAUAUCCUCUACUUAAAGAUAAAGUUGUGAAUACCCUCUGCUUUCAAAGUAAAUAUUGGUAUUGCUGUUGUAAAACUGAAAUCGGGCAUUUAAAAUAUUAUGAUAUACCAACAGUUGAUGAAAUAGUGAAAGGUGACUCCGUGUCCCUCCUUGUUAUGCUUAUGCAUUGAGGGUACCAGUGUUACAGAAGAUCUUAGUCUUUCAUUGCUACCCCACAGCACACACAGCUAGUUAGUUCAUCUGGGGUAAAUGGUUUAUCCAACUGUGUUUUAUUACUGAAGGAUGCUUCUGAUCAUUCUUUCUGAGAACAUUUGGAAGAUUAAAUUUACUGAAUCUAUCUAUUUGUCUCUAAGUUAAAAUUUUGAAAGGAUUAUGGAUCAUACUUGGCAGGUUACCGGACAGGAUUUGACUUGCCAACUUAAAAAGAGUUGAAUUCUUAAUUAUAUACUGUUUAUGAUAAAGGAUAUAAACAUGUCAAUGAAAACUGUCUUAACUUUGUACGUUUAGGUAUUUUUAAAGUUCAAGCUUCAUGUGUUCAUAUAAACUUUAAUAUUAGAAAGCCAAAAAUUGGAUUUAUGUAGCCCCUAUGUGUAAAAUUGAUAUCCCUCAUCAAAGAGUUUUAGCUAUGUUCUUGCAGAAUCCAGUACUUGUAAUGGUAAGAAUUGAAAAUAAAGUAGAAUCAUCCUUUGCUGAAUGAAUGAAUGAAUAAAUAAAUAAAUAAAGUCA